AUGUAUCUCGUCACACUCCUGGCCGCGAGCUUCUCCAUCCAACUACCUUACGCUCUUGCCACGCCUUAUCGCCAAGCUGUCAAGUGCGAGAACGAAACUAAUCCUCUACCUGGCCAGACAUGCGCGAUCUUCGCCGAAGAUUGGAACUUGAGUUUGGAUGAGUUCAAGGCGCUGAAUCCCGGUGUCGAGUGUCCUGAGCUUGAUCCAGUUGGUAGUUACUGUGUCAAAGGGGCUGCCGGCAAAGAUGAACAAGCUGGCGUUGAAUCCAAGACGACAAAUCCUACAUCUGCUAUUGAGCCAUCAUACGAUGAGAUGCCCGAUGCCUCUUCUGAUGUAAAUUCAUUUUCGAUCCCCAACUCAGACGAGGAGUCCUAUGCACGGCCUACUGUUCCUCAAAAGCCCUCUCCUACAGAUGAGUGUUGUGGAAACAGCAUCCAAACUCCGAAACCUAUUCAAGAAGGCAUGGUAGAAACCUGCAACAAAUUCCACUACAUUGAUUCCACCACCACCUGCCAAGGCGUUCUGGAUCAUUACAAGAUAUCCCUUGCCGACUUCAUCAAGUGGAAUCCUGCUGUUGGAGAGGACUGUACCAACAUGUGGGCGGGGACCAACGCAUGCGUCCGUGUCAAAGGCUACACUUCAUCUCCAACGAGAGACAUCAAGCCCAACCCAGCAGUCGACGAUGGACUGGCGACGCCUGAACCUAUACAGGAGGGUUUGGUCAAGAAUUGUGUCAAGUUCCACUACAUCGGUGCCGGGACUACAUGUAAGGAGGUUUUGCAUCACUACAAGAUCACCAUGGCCCAGUUUGCGCAGUGGAAUCCUGCAGUUGGCGACGAUUGCAAAACUCUGUGGAAGGGCACUUAUGCCUGUGUAGCUGCGGUUUGA
Fusarium mangiferae is the source of this 888-nucleotide messenger RNA. RefSeq lists its product as uncharacterized. NCBI's taxonomy places the organism in Eukaryota, Fungi, Ascomycota, Sordariomycetes, Hypocreales, Nectriaceae. The record is from RefSeq and is a predicted model, not a curated record. The transcript has a single exon. Bases 1 to 888 code for a protein of 295 amino acids.